AUCAAAUCCACCCUGCAUUGAUGAUCGAAGUGUGAAGGCUUUCUUUUCGCAUUGACAUACUUUAUCACCUCCUGCCCAUCCACAUUUUAGCGAACGCGCUUGUGAAUUGCAGGCAAUUGGAAUAAGUCUGAGCGAGCCUGAAGAAAUGUCGAGCGCUUGAAGAGCCAACAAACAACAUUCUAAUACGGCAUUGACGACUUGCCACGCAGCCAUGCCGUCCUUUCGCCUCCUAUCCGUCCGCUUCACUAUCGCCCUCGUGCUCGCGGGCGCGACAUUCUACACACUCUUCUGGCGAUCCGAAGCCUCAUCAUACAAUCGCAUAGGUAAUGCGUUCUCGUCCUUACGAGAAGGCAUCGCGCAUCCGGCCGCGAAUGCGAUAAAUCUAGAAGCAUAUCUCGGUCUUCAUCACAAAGAUGCCUCAUUCAACAAAUUUGCGCAUCGGAUAGAGUCUGCGAACGACUUUCUACCACAUUUCGCUGCCGUACUCGAGUUGCCUAACAUUACUAUGGCGGAGGCUAAGGAAACUUGCACUUGGACGAAGGAGGAUCGCAUCAAUUACCAAUUCGGCGAGAGCUUGAAUGAGGAGGGUUGGGUCAAUGCAAGCUGGACAGUCCGCGAGAGGCAAGAUUGGGAGCUUCAAGAGCCGCGAGGAGUCUGGCAAAAUUGGAUUCGCGAGAAGAUGCUUCCCUACAGCGAUUACAAGAACAAAUUCUCCGGAAGAGGCAUUGUCAUUGUUGGUGGCAACGGAAAGACAGUCCCGCGGAUCAAAGUGAUUCUCAAUGCUUUGAAGCACCUCAAGUCAGAAAUGCCGGUUGAGUUCCACACGUACGGAAAUGAGAUGACGAAGGAGGUCCGGGACGAGCUGCUACGAUUGUGGCCUCGAUCUUAUUUCAACGAUCUUGCGCAUCCGUCGAAUGUGAUGCACAGCAAACCUGCCACCUUGUUCAUCAACUAUCAUCUGAAGACUGCAGCAGUCAUCAACAGCCGAUUUGCCGAACCCUUAUUGUUGGACAGUGACAACAUCCCAACAAUCAAGCCGGAAGAAUUGUAUGAGUCGGCGACCUACAAGGAAUACGGCACCGUGUUCUGGCCAGACAUGUCUCGCACUCGUCCGAACAACCCAGUCUGGGUCAUCACCAACACCAAGUGCAAAAUGGACGAAUGGGAGCAGGAGUCCGGUCAAAUGCUUGUCGACAAGCGCAAGUUUUUCUACCACCUGCAAUUGGCGGCCUGGUUGAACAACGUCCAUGGUCAAUACUGGAACAAUUUCAUCCUCGGUGACAAGGAUAUGUUCCGCUUCUCUUGGCACGCGCUCAAGACGCCAUACGGAACGCCGACCAAGUGGCUUACCAGUGUCGGCAUGAAUUCUGAGCUUCCGAAGGGCGGCACUUUCUACUGCGGCCACACCUUUGCCCAACAUCACCCGGACGAUGGCCGAGUCGCCUUCUUGCACGGUGGUACACUCAAGACCGUUGCGCCCGAAGUACUCCAAUGGCUGCGAGACGAGCGCGGUGGCACCUUUGGCUGGUACAAGCGCUCCAAGCACGAUGAAGACAUGAUGGCGCACUCCGUCUUCAACGGUAUCCCUGAUGGCGCCGAUUACAUGCCGGACAAAUACAAACCCAUCGAACGCGCGACCAUGUGCACGGAUUUCGAGGACAUCGAAGCCCGACCAUUCGAAGAGCUCAUCCCUGGCUUCGAGAAAUUAUUCCAGCAAUAUGGCGGGUACUGGCAGCUUGAUGAGAAGAACAAGAAGAAGGCGAACUCAUAGUGCAUAACUUCUAUUCUCUUGUAGAUACGGCGUUUAGUUUCUUGAAUACACAUAUUUUGUUUUUGAAAAGGAG
Messenger RNA from Dissoconium aciculare CBS 342.82, 1844 nucleotides. RefSeq names its product glycosyltransferase family 71 protein. Bases 212 to 1771 code for a protein of 519 amino acids. Gene Ontology annotation, molecular function: alpha-1,2-mannosyltransferase activity. The record is from RefSeq and is a predicted model, not a curated record. The transcript has a single exon. Gene Ontology annotation, cellular component: Golgi apparatus. NCBI's taxonomy places the organism in Eukaryota, Fungi, Ascomycota, Dothideomycetes, Mycosphaerellales, Dissoconiaceae. Gene Ontology annotation, biological process: mannan biosynthetic process.